Tachysurus fulvidraco (yellow catfish) is the source of this 1331-nucleotide messenger RNA. RefSeq names its product calcium and integrin binding family member 3 (gene cib3). The record is from RefSeq and is a predicted model, not a curated record. Gene Ontology annotation, molecular function: calcium ion binding. Bases 43 to 636 code for a protein of 197 amino acids. Lineage: Eukaryota; Metazoa; Chordata; Actinopteri; Siluriformes; Bagridae. The transcript has 6 exons.
GUAUUGCAGAGCGACACACUCGCAGACUAAAACUGCAUUCGCAUGCUGGGCUGUACUGUAUGUCACAGGGAAAUGGGGAACAAGCAGACUGUUUUCACUCAACAGCAGCUGGAUGCGUAUCAGGACUGUACAUUUUUCACCAGAAAAGAAAUUUUAAGGCUGUUUCAUAGGUAUCGCGAUUUGGCCCCACAGCUCGUUCCGCUUGACUACACCACCCAGCCAGAUGUGCGUCUGCCCUAUGAGCUGAUUGAUAGCAUGCCAGAACUGAAGGAUAAUCCGUUUAGGCAGAGAAUCGCAGAAGUGUUUUCCGAGGAUGGAGAAGGAAACAUGACUUUGGACGAUUUCUUGGAUAUGUUCUCAGUGCUGAGCGAAAUGGCACCAAGAGAUCUAAAGGCCUACUAUGCAUUCAAAAUCUAUGACUUUAACAACGAUGACUUCAUUUGUAAAUCGGACCUGGAGAAGACCUUGAACAAGCUAACGCGGAACGAGCUGACCGAGGACGAAGUGAGCAUGGUGUGUGAAAAAGUCCUCGACGAAGCCGAUAUGGACAACGACGGCCGUCUGUCACUGGAGGAUUUCCAGCACAUGAUCGUGAGAGCACCAGACUUCCUCAGCACAUUCCAUAUCAGAAUAUAAGACAAGUAUGGAUUUAAGGACAAGUUUCUUCUCUGACUGAGCAGAACGUAGACACUACAGGACAGUGAAGAGAAGAUGGAGGAAAUAUCACCUGACCUCAGAUUACAGCACUUUUCUGCGGAGAACAACGAAUCAAUGAAACAGUGAAAUGCAUCAAACCAAGUUGUUGCACUUCCUCGAUCGACUUCCUUCAUGUUUUAGUUUCCUCCCUUCAAUGCAACUUUUGUUUGAUGAUAAUAAGCAUUGUUUGAGAUCCAUGGCUUCAAAACCGACCUGUAAGCUCAGAUCUGUCUGCUUCAACACCACGUCUGCACUAACAAUGAAAAAUGAGGCACAAAUGAAAAAACAACAAAAAAAAAAACCACCACACAAAACUUCACUUCUUAAAAGAUUCUUAUUUUAAUAAAUCAAAAGCACUGAUAUCUACAAAACUGUAGACAAUUUUUCAACAUCAUUUUUUUAGAAAGUACAGUACAAUUUAAGUAGAUCUCUUUUUUGAGUGUUAUUUACAAUUGUUCCUUUUUUGUUGUUUUUAUAUUUUUUUCAAAAUGUAACAACUUUCAUCCCCCCCCCGUUCACCUCGCCAUCAAAAAUUAAACGAACGUAUAAAAGAAACGAAAACGAUACGAAUGACAGUGAUUUCGAGAAUAAAAUAAAGAAAUAAAGAUCUGACAUUUAAACACUAUGAACUGCUU